Molecule: messenger RNA, 2720 nt
Organism: Strongylocentrotus purpuratus (purple sea urchin)
Lineage: Eukaryota; Metazoa; Echinodermata; Echinoidea; Camarodonta; Strongylocentrotidae
Gene: snx27
Product: sorting nexin-27
Exons: 11
Coding region: 28-1533 (501 amino acids)
Biological process (GO): signal transduction; intracellular protein transport; regulation of DNA-templated transcription
Cellular component (GO): early endosome
Molecular function (GO): protein binding; phosphatidylinositol-3-phosphate binding
Source: RefSeq, a predicted model, not a curated record
UUUUUAAAAAUCUUCAACAGAAAUGGCAUGGACGUUGAGGGCGCUACCCACAAGUUCGUCGUGGACCUCAUCAAGCAGGGGGGCAACGAACUCACGCUGACGGUCAUCUCGGUGCCCAACUUCCGCGAGGAGAAGAAAGACCAGAGCGACGAGUCGUCCGGGUAUUCCUACUGCGAUUACAGCGACAAACGACCUGUGCCUAUAACCAUACCAGACUACCAACACAUUACCAGUGAUGGAGAAAAAUAUGUGGUUUACAACGUCUACAUGGCGGGCAGACUGCUCUGCUCCCACCGAUACAGCGAGUUUGCCAACGUCCACGCCAAACUCAAGAGGGAGUUCAUCGACUACCAGUUUCCUAAGUUUCCCGGCAAGUGGCCCUUCACGCUAUCCGAUCAGCAGCUAGACACAAGGAGAAGAAGCCUAGAGCAUUACAUAGAGAAAGUAAGUGCUGUCAGGGCCAUUGGUGAGAGCGACAUCAUGCGAGACUUCCUCAGCACAGAGAUAGACGACACAGAGCCGGAGAGGUCGAGUCCAGAGCCUCCUAAGGUCCAGGUUGAGAUGAGGAUAAACCUUCCAGACAGGACGUCUGUCACGGUAUCGGUCAGGAGGAACAACACUGCAGAUGAUGUAUAUAAUAGUCUAGUUCACAAGAUUGCCUUGGAUAAAGGGAUGGUCAAUUAUUUCUACCUGUUUGAAACCACUGAAAGUGGCUUUGAUCGGAAACUAUUAAGAACAGAGUUCCCUCACAACUUGUACAUUCAGAACUACUCAUCUGCCAAACCUAACGAAAGCUGCAUAGCAUUGAGGAAAUGGGUCUUUGCACCAACGCAAGAACUUCUGAUGAACCACGAUGAGAAGACCAUGUCAUUCCUCUUUUGGCAGGCGAUUAGCGACAUUUCACAGAAUCGGGUGAAAUGUCCAUCGGUAACCAUGUACGAAUUGAAGGUGCAUCAGGAUAAAGAAAAUAAAUUACAGUACUUAAAAAUUGCGAGGAGUCUUGACGGUUACGGUAUGAUGGUAUUCCCUCAUUGUUCAUGUGAUGCCAAGAAGUCAGGUCAUGUGAUCCCUUCGGUCAGCUACAAGAAGUUUACGCUACAAGCUUGCAAGGAGGACGGCACCUUAGAGGCCCAAGCUCCUUCAUUUGAAUGGGAUGAGAUUUCUCAGUACGAGACGGACGAGGAAGGGAUGGUGUUCUGCUUUGAGUACACCAAGCCUGGAAAGAAACCAAGAUGGGUCAGAGUCUUCACCAAAUACUAUGAAUUCCUAAACGAGUGCUUCGCCAGGGUGCUAAAGGAGAGGGAGUGGUGUCGAGAAAAUGACCAUCGUGGUAAUGGACAACAACCAACCAAUCACAGAGAAGAAGAAGAGGAGGAAGAAGAAGAGGAGGAGGAGGAAGAAGAGGAAGAGGAGGAGGAAGAAGAAGAGGAGGAGGAGGAGGAAGAGGACGAUGGAGAGGAGGAAGAGGAGGAAUUACAUAGAAGACCGGAGCACAGAGAAAUCAUAACUGAAGAAGAAGACGAGGGCUUGUGACCUUUGACCUUCACAUCAAACCAAAGCACUAUUUGCAAACCAACAGAGGACAGAUAGACUAUAUAUACAAAUAUAAAUAUAUAAAAAAAACAGCUUUAUACAGGCAAGCAGUUCUUACAUAUCAUAAAACCAGUGGUAUGCUCUUUUUAUAACCAGUUAUUUUUAUACUCUGGACGUUUACAGGUGUUGUACACAGAAUAUGGUCUAUUAUUUUUUACCAUGGGCUAGCGAAGGCUAAACAAGGUGGUGAUACGGAAGGAAACCUGAUGUUCUUUAAAGAUGUGUUUUCUCGCUUGAAUAAAUAUAUGCUGUUAUAGAUUGAGAGAAACAUUUAUUCACACGCUGAUUCUAUUCCUUUGAUAUCAACUGUCUUUAAAAACAUGUUUUUAUUUUGAUAGAGUGUCGCAAUGUCUUGAAUGUAUUUAGUCUACACCCUGUUUGAAUACAUACAUGUACUAUCAUUCUUACAUCUUUAAGUCAAGUAUCAUUGUAUCUAUAAGGGAAACAUAUUUCUGCUCAACAGACUCACUCAAUUGUGCUCGGCUGAUUCAAGUAAUACAUGGGUAAACUAGAUUCUUACAAACAUACCCCAUUUAUUACCCAUCACCAUUUAGGCAUUGCAUGUUGGUUUAGGAAAUGCAUAUUUUGGUCGUAAAAUACUUAAAGAAUUCGUACCUAUGAACUUUGAUAAUAAAUGAAUGAUCCGGUGUGUUCAAAGUGUGUGUCAUGUCAUGCUGCUAAAGCAUGUAUUCUUUUGUGUAUACGUAACAAUUUUAUGACGUACAUACCCUAGGCAUUUUCAAUACUUAUCAACCUGUACAGCUAUAGGUACAUAUACAAUACGAUAUACAGCAUUUAUUCAUAUCAUAUGAGUAUGUACUUCACAAUACCAAACCUAUUGCUUGAAAUGAAAUCACUUUAUUUUUUGCCUUAUUCACCUACAGCAAUAUAUGUCAUACCGGUAUAUGAUUUGAAUUGUUUGUGACUAUGCUGUAAGUAUCUGGAGCUUUGUAGAUAACGAAGAGUAUGAAUAACACUUAACAGAGUACCUGUGAUAGUCUACAUGUAUAUGGUACUUUUGAUUCUCACACCAAGCAACGUCUACUACAAGCCACUUGAGAGUGAAGACAAACACAAAAUCAUGUCCUCUCUCUCUCUCUCUCUCUCUCUCUCUCUCUCUCUCCCUC